AUGGUCGAUAUCGCAAUGACUACCGGUUCUCUCGAUGAUUUCGAUUUUUCCGAAACAGCAAUGGAAAACGAAGUGGAAUGCCAGACGCGAGAGGUGGAGGAAGAUGAUUUGGAGGUGGGAAUGGAGGAUGGCGAGCUCCCAGAAGAAGGAGAAAUCUGUGAUGACGAGGACCCUGAAGGCAGGCGCAACCGUGAACAGGUGACGGGGAACGACAGUGAAAUGACGUUGUCUGCUUCUUCGGACACGCCAACAGUGAUGCAGGCUGCGAAUUCACGUAAACCACGUGACCUGGACCGUGAAGACGUAACGAGGAGGAAGCAGCAGCAGCAGCAGCGAGCAGGAGCAGGAGAAGUGCGAACGAAUGUGAUGCAAGCAAAGCAGCAGCUAAAGCAGCCACGUGCGUGCGCAUCACAGAAACCACGGCGACGCAGGAAUUAUUGCCCAUAG
This is a messenger RNA of Gongylonema pulchrum, 447 nucleotides long. The record is from the annotation of a GenBank genome assembly. Lineage: Eukaryota; Metazoa; Nematoda; Chromadorea; Rhabditida; Gongylonematidae.